Molecule: messenger RNA, 432 nt
Organism: Sodiomyces alkalinus F11
Lineage: Eukaryota; Fungi; Ascomycota; Sordariomycetes; Glomerellales; Plectosphaerellaceae
Exons: 6
Coding region: 1-432 (143 amino acids)
Source: RefSeq, a predicted model, not a curated record
AUGCAUCUUAACCUCCACUUCCGCUUGUCAUGGCAAUGCCGAGCCAAGGAGUCUAUAGGUUUCUGGGGCGGCUUGAUCCCCUUCCGGAUCGCCCGUCGGCAAUUCGGUAGUGGAUUCGGCGGCGGCGGCUUUGACGGCGGCAACCGUCGCUUUAGGAACGGUGGUGGCGGCGGCGGCUUUGGUAGCGGUGGCUUCGGCGGCAACAACAACGAUAAUGACAACAACAAUAAUGACAACAACAAUAAUAACAACAACGAUGAUGAUAACAACAAUGAUGAUAACAACAAUAACGGGAACAACGACAACAACAACAACAAUGAGCCCAACAUACAGGAAACCCCGACAGAAGCACUGGAAAUCACGUGGCGGCUCACGGAGCGUCUGGAACCACAACUCUCCAACGCUCCCAACGAUCCAAGAAUAUAUGGCUAG